Messenger RNA from Musa acuminata AAA Group (dessert banana), 2289 nucleotides. Its product is annotated as amino acid transporter AVT6A-like. Gene Ontology annotation, biological process: amino acid transmembrane transport. Gene Ontology annotation, molecular function: L-amino acid transmembrane transporter activity. The coding region runs from base 679 to 2070 and encodes 463 amino acids. NCBI's taxonomy places the organism in Eukaryota, Viridiplantae, Streptophyta, Magnoliopsida, Zingiberales, Musaceae. The record is from RefSeq and is a predicted model, not a curated record. The transcript is spliced from 5 exons.
CGGUAUCGCCUCUCCUCCCCCACAAAUUCCCACCGCAGGAGGCGAGGAGCGGAGAAAGAACUCCUUCCUUUCCGUCGCCGACGAUCUCAAUCGCACUGGAAACCGCUCAUCGGUCGUCGACGACGGUCGCAGAGCUGGAAAGAUCUCAUCUUUGCGAUUUUCCCUGAGUCAUCUUCUCGUUCCGUGUCAAACCAGGGAAAAGGAGGGCGGGAGACGUGUAGGACACGUAGUAUCCACCUCAGAUCGUUUUGUGCUUCUUUGAUGGUUAUCGUUUCUGUCUAAAUUUGAUUGUCUGUCGUUUAAAGAUCCUUAUUUGCUUCUUGCCGUUUGGAUUGCGAAGCCCUGGAUCUGGAAAAGCAAACAAAGUUUGGUUCUUUGGACGAUUUAUUCACAAUCGUUUAGUUAUUUUCCAUUCAUCGUACUCUGUACAAAGAAUUUCAUGUUUGGGUGUUAGAAUUGCUCGAUUCGCUGUAGCUUCUUCACAGAUCGAAGGGUCUUGGCAGGUUGGUUCUCGAAAAUUUAGCUUGGAAUCUCUGCCCGCAACCCGUUUGAUCUGGUUCCCGUUCUCAAAAUUUGAUCUUUUCCAGCUCUGCGAUUGAAAUUUAUCUGUUGCUUGAAGCAAACUUCUCGAGGCCUUUUAAUCUUCUCUCGUAGAAGUCCUACUUUUGGGUGUUACAAAUGACUAUCGUAAGCAUUUCUCCCGAUGAGAGCAAUGGGCAGCGAAGGGGCAAAAGGAUUCUUGAUGAGACAGUUCCGCUGUUACCGAGCAAGCAGGAGGAAACUGGGGAAUUUGAUGAGUUCAAUGGAGCUUCUUUUGCUGGGGCUGUCUUCAACCUAUCAACUACCAUCGUCGGAGCAGGGAUUAUGUCCCUGCCCGCCACCAUGAAAGUCUUGGGGCUGGUGCCUGGGAUUCUCCUGAUUGUAUUCUUUGCUUUCUUCACGGAGCAAUCGAUUGAUAUGUUGAUCAGGUCUAGCCGAGCAGGGAAAACGGUUUCCUAUGGAGGAGUAAUGGGCGAUGCAUUUGGAAAAACCGGCAAGGUGUUGAUUCAAUUGUGUAUUAUCGUGAACAACGUCGGCGUGUUGAUUGUAUACAUGAUCAUUAUCGGCGAUGUGCUUUCUGGAACAUCUUCGAGUGGCUACCACCACUCUGGUGUUUUGGAAGGAUGGUUCGGGCAGCACUGGUGGACUAGUCGUUUUGUCAUUCUUCUGGUCUCAAUGCUGGCAGUGUUUGCUCCAUUGGCAUGCUUCAAGCGUGUCGAUUCACUGAGGUACACAUCUGCCUUAUCUGUUGCCCUGGCAGUUGUUUUCGUGGUAAUUACAGCAGGGAUUGCUGUUGUUAAAUUGCUUGCUGGAAGCAUCGCAAUGCCCAAAUUAUUUCCGGAUGUACCAGAUUUAGCAUCUGUGUGGAACUUCUUCACGGUGGUCCCAAUUAUUGUGACUGCAUAUAUCUGCCAUUACAACGUUCACCCUAUAGAGAACGAACUCGACGAUCCUUCCCAGAUAAAGCCUGUUGUACGAACAUCACUAGCGCUUUGUUCCACGGUCUACAUAACCACGAGCUUCUUUGGGUUCCUCCUCUUUGGUGAAUCCACCCUUGAUGAUGUGCUUGCCAAUUUUGAUUCCAAUCUUGGCAUCCCAUACAGCUCUGUUCUGAAUGAUGCAGUCAGAGUUAGCUAUGCUGUGCACCUCAUGCUUGUGUUCCCCAUGAUCUUCCAUGCCCUGCGGGUCAAUGUGGAUGGCCUACUUUUUGCAUCGGCCAGCCCCUUAGCUUCAGACAAUAGGAGGUUUGCUAUAAUUACAGUGGUGCUUCUAUCGAUCAUUUUCUUGGCUGCAAAUUUCAUUCCCAGUAUCUGGGACGCCUUCCAAUUUACUGGUGCAACUGCUGCAGUCUGCAUUGGGUUCAUUUUUCCUGCUGCCAUUACACUCAGAGAUCCUCAUGGCAUUGCGACAAAGUGGGGCAAGAUCCUGGCGGUUUUCAUGAUCAUCCUCGCCGUUCUGUCAAAUGCCAUUGCUAUAUACAGUGAUGCCUAUUCUCUCUUUAAGAAGACCGAUGCCUCCCCUGAAUCCUAGGAUGAUUUUUAAUGCCGGUGGCUCAUAUAUAUAUAUCGGAUAAUGUAAUUGUUGGCACCCUGUAAGUUUUCUCCUUCAAUAAUAGACAGCUCAACAUAUAGGUUGAGUUGCAUGCUCCAUGUAUGUAACCUGUACAAUUUCUUAAUCUGGACCUGUUGUUUGAACAUUGAUAAUUGUCAAGCUGGGCCUGAAAGUAUGAGAAUGUCUGUUUCUUCUCAA